Microtus ochrogaster (prairie vole) is the source of this 3915-nucleotide messenger RNA. It is a transcript of the gene Galnt15, whose product is annotated as polypeptide N-acetylgalactosaminyltransferase 15. Gene Ontology annotation, biological process: protein O-linked glycosylation. The record is from RefSeq and is a predicted model, not a curated record. Gene Ontology annotation, cellular component: Golgi apparatus. NCBI's taxonomy places the organism in Eukaryota, Metazoa, Chordata, Mammalia, Rodentia, Cricetidae. Gene Ontology annotation, molecular function: polypeptide N-acetylgalactosaminyltransferase activity.
ACGUCUGUUGGUCUGGCCUGACUCAAGGCAUCCAAAGGAGGAUGUCUGUCAUCCUGGCUUGACUGAAUCCCGAGCCACUCGCCCCAGACAUCCUAUAGAACCUUACCAUUCAUGCAGAGGGGGGAAGAAACACGGGACUAACCACCAGAGCAGAAUGGACAAGAGCAGGGUGAGAAGGGGCAAGCAACAUGACCAGAGACCCUUUUCAGAAGACAAUUAGCAAAAUCCAGAGAGGACCAGGGGCAGCCCCAGGCUCCUGUGGCUUUCUGGUUCCAAGGGAAGUGGGUCCUACAACUGCUGUUGGCAAGUGUCAGAUGGAAUAAAAGGAGCAGGUGACUGGCUGCAAUGAACAGCCCAGACUCAAUGACAAGCUUGACCUGAUCAGAACCUGCUGCUCUAGGCAAGUGGCUGCGACAUGCUCCUGAGGAAGAGACCCAGGAACGGACGCUGCAGACUUCAGUUCCUCCUGCUCUUGCUGACACUCGGAUGUGUCCUGAUGAUGGUGACCAUGCUGUAUCCUCCCCCGCCCACGCUGCACCAGGCUGUCACUACCCAAGCCAGCAAACACAGUUCUGACCCUGGGUAUCGCCUGGACUAUGGGGACUCCCAAGAAUGGGUUCUGGAGGCUGAAGACGAGAGUGAGGAGUACAGCUUCUUGGACGGCCUUCUGCCCUUCAUCUCCCUGCAGGAGGAUCAAUUGCUGGUGGUUGUGGCUAAGAGGAAUCAGAGCCAGCACCCGAGACGGGGCAGCUACCAGUUCAUCAAACACCCGAGCAGGAGGCGGGAUGAGGAGGCCCCUGAGAGGGAUUGGAGGACUGAGGAGGAUGGGGAGGACUCAGAGGAGUCGCUGACCCCACUCAGCCUGCACACAGACCUCAACAAAGCACUCAGUGACUACCUGUCCCCGAGGAGAGUCCUGCCUGAGGUGCGGCACCCGCUGUGUCUACAGCAGCACCCUGCAAGCAGCCUGCCUACAGCCAGCAUCAUUCUCUGCUUCCAUGAUGAAGCCUGGCCCUUGCUCUUGAGAACCGUACACAGCAUCCUGGACACAGCACCCAAGGCCUUGCUGCAGGAGAUCAUCAUUGUAGAUGACCUCAGCCAACAAGAACAACUGAAGUCUGCUCUCAGUGACUAUGUGGUCAGGCUGGAGGCUGUGAAGUUGCUCAGGAGCAACAAGAGGCUUGGCACUAUCGGAGCCCGGAUGCUGGGGGCCACCAUGGCCACAGGGGAUGUGCUGGUCUUCAUGGAUGCCCACUGUGAGUGCCACCCUGGAUGGCUGGAGCCUCUCCUCAGCAGAAUAGCUGAUGACAGGAGCCGAGUAGUGUCUCCAGUCAUAGACGUGAUUGAUUGGAAGACGUUGCAGUACUCUGCAGUCAAGCAGCUGCAACGAGGGGUGCUGGACUGGAAGCUGGAUUUCCGAUGGGAGCCCCUGGGGGAACAGGAGCAGGAGGCCCUCCCAUCCCCCAUCAGCCCUAUCAGGAGCCCUGUGGUAUCUGGAGAGGUGGUGGCCAUGGACAGACACUACUUCCAAAACUCUGGAGCUUAUGAUCCUCUCAUGUCACCUCAUGGUGGGGAAAAUCUUGAGAUGUCCUUCAAGGUCGCAAAGCCAGACUGCACUGAACGCCGGAAGCUGCAAAGGAGGUUGGGUUGUCGGACAUUCCACUGGUUUCUGGCCAAUGUCUACCCUGAGCUGUAUCCAUCUGAGCACAGACCCAGGUUCUCUGGAAAGCUCCACAACACUGGACUCGGCUUCUGUGCAGACUGCCAAGCAGAAAGCGACAUCCCGGGCUGCCCUAUGACUUUAGCCCCUUGCAGUAACAACCGGCAACAACAGAACCUGGAGCACACCAGCAGGAAGGAGAUUCUCUUCGGCAGCCCACAGCAGCUGUGCUUCGAUGUCAGACAAGAACAGGUGAUUCUGCAGAACUGCGUGGAGGAAGGCCCUGCCAUUCAUCAACAGCAUUGGGACUUUCAGGAGGAUGGAACGAUCAUUCACAUCCUUUCUGGGAGAUGCAUGGAAGCUGGGGCUCAAGGAGACAGUAAGGAUCUGCACUUGAGUCAGUGUGAUGGUAAAAGCAGCCAGCUGUGGCAAUUCGACCAGGUCUACCCUGUGGAUGAACGAUGAGUAACAGUGACGGAGAGCAAAGCAAAUGAUCAGCUUCACAUUUCUGCUCCUGUGUGUUCUGAGCCGUCCAUUGUGCCCAGGCUGCCGGUAUAGGAGAGAAGAAAAUGACAUAUAUAUAUCCAUGUGCCUCGUGUCAUUGAUUGAUAGCUGUAUUUAUAGAAGAAAAGCAAUGGAGUCAUUGUAUUCAUCUUCAGAAAUGUUCAUCAUGAAAUACAGGAGAGUCCUUUCUUGAUCUACCAAGCAUUUAACAUUUGCUUUUAUCCCUGACUGUGAAAGAGGCAUAGACAUUGUCUGACAGAUCUUCCAGGAGCCAUCAAAUGCAGUGGAUAACUUUUUCUGACCCCAAGUAGCCUUUACUUGGAUGGUGUGGUAUAUGUGGUCAAGUGUGAAAGUUAGAGUGAAGGGUGUUUAAUGGUCUAUGCUCCAACCCAUUUAAUUAGGCUUACUAGCAUAUAUUUUCUCAUUUAUUGAGCUCUAGCUCAAGAGGAAGCAGAAGGGAAUGGAGAGGAAUGGGGUGGGGCUGGGAAGAAGGCUGGAAAGAGAUUUGUCCUGACUCUCCAGCUCAGGUUGGCCCAUGAAGAGUCAACAGAGCUAGGUAAGAGUUUUUCAUCUUCAGGACAGCCCCCUUGAAACUCUCUACCUCCAUUCACCUGCUCCAGCCUUCUCUAGCUCAGCCGUGCACAACCAGAUUUCCUCACAGUGUAGUCUUUCUGAGUCACCAGUGCUGGAAGGAUCAACACAUCUGAGCAUUCCCAUGAACAAAGGUAUCAUGGUAGAUAAACUCCCUUGAUGCCCUGGUAGGAGAGCUGUGCUGGCUCGAUGAGAAAUAGCAAGCUUGGAAAAAGGAAAACCCUCCCUUGAAUGGAAAUGCCACCACUCCAGCCAAAAUCUUUACAAGGCAAAAUGGAUGUGGCUAUUGAAUAUUCUUGAGGCUUGGCGGGGCCAUCUAUGAACCAACAAUGUAUGCCAAGGACCCCCUAAAUGUGGAUUCCUGUUGAAUGCUCAUGGUUGAGUGAUAUCCACCUCAGCCAGAGCAGAACCAAGGUGUAACCACAAGUGUUGCUGAGUGAGUUAGGAUGCUGUUGAGAAAAAAAUCAAAACAGAAAAACAUUCUUGCCCAUUUCUCUCUGGAUGUAAUUAGCUCUGUAUAUGGCAAACUUAAAAUUUCAUAUUAAAGAUGCCUUUGACCUUUUGACUGUCUUUGAACAGUUGUUUUAAAUAAGAAUUAGGAAAGAAGUUUGCAUUUCUAAAAUGCCCAACACAUAUGUAUUUCUUCCAAGUCAAUGCCCACUGUGUUUCUCCAACCUUAGAAUUAAUCUAUACUAACUAACACUAUCCAAUAUGAUGCCAUAAACCCACUGUGGCCAUUUUGAUGGAAAUUCUGUCAAUUCAGGAAAUUUUCCAACUGUUCCUUGAUUGUGCUGACUACAUUUCAAGAGUUCAGUAGCCAGCUGUGGCUAGUGGCUACUAAAAUGAGAACAGUUAUAAAAUAUCCCACCAUCACAGACUUUAUUACUGAAUAGCACUGGCUAGACCCAUUCCCGAGUAUGGAAGAAAUUUUACCACCAUCUUCUUACUUCAGACCUGUCUGUAUUUAAAAUGAAUUCUCCUGACAUGCUGAGGCAGGGAUGGAGCUUUCAGAUGAUAACUUUGUAAAGGGCAGUAACGGUUGAAGAGCAAACAUUUAAAAAAGAUCUCUGUUCUGAAAUGAAUUCUUUGAUUAGCAUUGUCAGUAGCUGAAGCUGUUGGGAUAAAUUAAUAUAAUUAAAUAAAAGGCUAAAUUCUGUUGU